CUUGUCGCCGACAGCAAACCUUCUUGUUGCCGGCUUGCACUGAUAGUAUUAGUGUUUCCUUCUCAGUAUCUACACUCAUUCCUAUCCCUAAGUCGUUUAGUUCAUUCGUUUUUGUCGAUUCUUCCGAUUUAUCUUGCCAUAGCAGCUUUAUAAUAUCGCCAUCGAAGCACAGGGCAAGAUGUCUUAUCACGAUCACCCUAACAUAAAUCCCAAUACCAACCCUAAUACCACUGAUGAUGGGAAGAAGCAAACUGUACUUUCUGGUUCUGCUCAACCCUUCAUAGGAGGUACCUUUAAACCCAAUAGCUACUCAAAUCACCAAGCCGGAGCGUCUCAAAGCGCAGGACCUAUCAACCAGCCUACAGGAUAUGUAUCGGCACAUCAGCCUCCUGGCCCUCCGAUGGGACUUCCCAACUUGAAAUUCGGACAGCAUGCUCUGCCUCCCGACUUCGUGCCUCAGGGUUCCCAGGGUUCCCAGCUCUCACACUUCCCGAUUCAUGGAAACCACAACAACCAUUGGCGUCAGAUGCCUUACGGCGAUCGCGCCGCCCCUUUUCACCAUACCCAUGCGGCCUCUGAUAGUACUACAAGCCCCAUCGCCCCUCGAGUUGUCUUGCCGCCUUCACAUGGGCAAAUUGGUUUCAACUCCCAGACGCCUACCCGCCCCCGCGGAGGAGGCAGAGGACAAGGUAUUGACAUUCCUCCCCCUCCCGGAAUGGUCCCCAGCAAUCGCCAGAUAAUCACCGAUCCGCGCCAGAACGUGGUUAGUAGUCCGACAUUCAACAAAUACUACCUUCCCAUGCAGUCUCGAAACCGCCAGUACCCGUACCAGGGCCAGCAACAUCAAGUGGAGCAACAACAGAUAGGACAGGCGCAGAUGGGCCAACAGCAGAUGGGUCAGUUGCAGACGGGUAAGGCGCAGAUAGGCAAUCCUGCUUAUACCAUGGCUUCCCAGAAGCCCCAGCCGCACCCUGACAGACAUGCUCGCCAGAGAAUUCUUGAUGAGCAGGCGAAGAGCUUCUCUCAGGAAGAUGACGACGCAUUCUACCCGAAUAAUGUAUAGGCGUUACGGAGAAGCUGUGACAGGGACGAGGGUUUUCAUUGCUGUUGAUGAGUCCCUUCCACAUCACGAAGUUACGACUAAAGCAAAUCUCAUGGUUGUUUAAGGCAUGGAAAUCCCCAAGAAAACACAAAAAUUAGGAAUCUGGCGUUGAGUUCAUGCGGAUUGAUUUGUUGGUGGCGAAAGUCCAAAAGAAAGGGGUUAUGGAGCAGGAGAGAACACGUCAGACCGACUGACAUUAUGGCCGUAAUGCGUUUCUUCAAUUCUCAUCUACAGGAUUCUAUAGGAUCACUGGUUCGCACCAUGCUUCGCGAUGAUUUUCGCUUUUCACUUAAGCAUCUGAAGAUGCGCAUGAUAAUG
This is a messenger RNA of Daldinia caldariorum, 1420 nucleotides long. RefSeq lists its product as uncharacterized. The record is from RefSeq and is a predicted model, not a curated record. Lineage: Eukaryota; Fungi; Ascomycota; Sordariomycetes; Xylariales; Hypoxylaceae. The transcript is spliced from 2 exons. The coding region runs from base 179 to 1063 and encodes 294 amino acids.